AUGCCAGAAAAACGUCUGUUAACGGAAGAUGAUAUAAAACUGUGGGAAUCAUCUGAGACCAGAUCUCAACUAAUCAACUUUAUAGAGACUUUGGCAGAGAGUGUCAGAGGACAUGAAAACACAGAUUAUGAACUACCUAUCUCCGACUCAAUAAAUUCUUUAAUGUCAUUAUUACAAAAAAUUAACCAAAUUAUUGACAAAUACCCAGUGAUUGCAGAUGCUAAUACUUCAAGGUUUGGCAAAAUUGAAUUUAGAGACUUUUUUCAUGAUAUUGAAACUCAUUCUUCACAACUAAUAAAGGAAAGUUUCCAUCAAUUAACAGACAAACAAGUAAAUCAAUUAUCUACAUAUCUUACACAAUCGUGGGGUGAUAAAAGAAGAAUAGACUAUGGAUCAGGCCAUGAAUUAAACUUUAUAUGUUUUCUCUAUGGUCUGGCCUAUUAUAAACAAUUCAACAUAAAGAGAACAGACUCGACUAAUUUAGUAUUAAAGGUCUUUGUUGAAUAUUUAAAGAUAAUGAGGACUCUUGAGCGUAAAUACUGGUUGGAACCUGCAGGAUCUCAUGGUGUGUGGGGCCUUGACGAUUAUCAUUUCCUACCGUUUCUGUUUGGUGCAUUUCAAUUAUCAACACACAAACACCUUAAACCUAAAUCCAUACAUAACGAUGAAAUUGUGGAGAUGUUUGCUGACCGAUAUCUAUAUUUUGGUUGUAUUGCAUUCAUCAACUCUGUUAAGACUACUGCAUCAUUAAGAUGGCAUUCCCCAAUGCUAGAUGAUAUCAGUGGUGUUAAACAAUGGAGUAAAGUAGCAGAAGGAAUGGUUAAAAUGUAUAUAGCCGAAGUACUGAAUAAGUUACCUAUCAUGCAACAUUUUUACUUUAGCAAAUUUUUACCAUGCCCCGAAGGUGUAACACCUUCAAUUCAACAAUCUGAUUUUAAUUUGAAUGAUAAUAAUGAAAUUGAAACAAAAUUACAUUCUAACCAUCUGCAUACUGGCUGGGGUGAUUGUUGCGGGAUCAAAAUACCAAGUGCAAUUGCCGCUACACAAAUGAAUAAUAAUAAAAAUCAUCACCAUCAACAGCCCAAACCUUUACCGUUUGACUAA
Messenger RNA from Arxiozyma heterogenica, 1104 nucleotides. RefSeq names its product peptidylprolyl isomerase RRD2 (gene RRD2). Lineage: Eukaryota; Fungi; Ascomycota; Saccharomycetes; Saccharomycetales; Saccharomycetaceae. Gene Ontology annotation, molecular function: peptidyl-prolyl cis-trans isomerase activity; protein tyrosine phosphatase activator activity. Bases 1 to 1104 code for a protein of 367 amino acids. Gene Ontology annotation, cellular component: nucleus; protein phosphatase type 2A complex; cytoplasm. The transcript has a single exon. The record is from RefSeq and is a predicted model, not a curated record. Gene Ontology annotation, biological process: mitotic spindle organization.